AAAAGAACAGUUAAAGAAAUCAUCAACAGUCCCAAAUUGCUGCCCAUGAUGAGUGUAUGCAAACUUCUGAUCACAACUGUUAACAUGAUCUGAGCCAGCUGUUGUCUCAGUGUGUAGAGAAACUGUUGGCCAUCGACGUGAGUGGUUAUCAGUGUUCGAUCACUACGACCAAGCCAAAGUGACCUUUCUCUGAAGGUUAAUCUACUAUAAGACAAGGUUAAAAAUUAACUUUUUGAUGAAAGACGUAAAAGAGCUCUUAAAUCUGAAUGUGGAUUUUUGCAUUUAGGCGUGUCAAAUUCCAGGUAAAGUGUUAUUCAGCUCUUCUGCAAAGAUCAACAGAGUUAGUAACCUGAAGGGUGCCGAGAGACUCUUUCUUCUGUUGAAACAAGACUCGCCGGUGAGUCUGUCUGCCCACACCAGCACAGCAAAGGCAGCCUCUGUGCUACAGUCCAGACUGUUGGGUGACAAGAAUCAGUGGACCAGUGCUGUAAUGACAUGGAGUCGACUGCAGGGGGAGCUGACAGGCAGCAAAAAUACCGUCAAAACAUCAAGCCCUGCCCUGGGAGUGACAAGGAAGAGGGAGGAUGAGAUGAGAGGGAGUGACGAACAGAGCAGAGAGGGGGAGAAGAGCCUUGUAGAGUUUAGAACAAGUAUAGGAGGGGAGAGGAAGGAGGAGAUUGACAAACAGAGAAGUGGUGGACAAAAUGGAGUAUCCACAAUGGCACAGAAGAGAAAGAGGGAUGAGGAGGAGGAGAAGGCGAGAAAAGUGGCAGCUUGGGACACAGACAUUGAGAAGACUGUAGAAAAGGGGAAGGCAUGUGAGGAAAAAAGGACAAGAGAGGAAGAAGCAGAGGGGAUGUUAGAGGAGUUUAUCGACUGUACACAUGGAGCAUACGGCAAUGGGGGAGGACCAGUUUGUGACCACCAAGCAUCCAGGCUGGAGCACCGUGGAGCAAGUAGCAGCAGGAAGAUGGAUGACAUAGCAAAGGAUUUCACUGAAGAAAGUCAGGAAAAUGUGAAGACCACUGGAGAAAAAAAUAAGACACUGCUGACAACCUGUGAGGAUAAACCAGAGCGGCUUUCCUGUAUCCCGGUCUCCUUUAGGAUCAGCUGCAAAUGUUCUGGAUCUCUGUCACGAUGCUUGGGCGCACAGGAGGUGAGCAGAGUGAUUGGAGCAGGUCUGAGCAGACUGCUGGGCUGGAAGGCUGACCUGAAGAAUCCACAGUUGGAGAUAAAUGUCCAUUUGAGUGAUGACUACUGCCUGCUCGGGAUCCCACUGACCAGGUUGCCUCUUGCUAACCGGAGCUAUAUAAAAACCACAGGACUAAGGUCUACAACAGCCUGGGCCAUGGCCUCACUGGCUCAUAUACAGCCAGGCUUCCGUGUGGUUGACCCAAUGUGUGGGGUGGGGACCAUCUUAAUAGAAGCUGCACAGGAGCAUAAGGAUGCCUGUUUCCUGGGUGUGGAUAUUGAUGAAGCACAGCUGCAGAAGGCCAGUGAGAACGUAGCAUUUGCUGAGUUGGAAAACAGAAUAAACCUGCUGAAAGCGUCGUCUCUGGUACUGCCUGUGCCCAGUGCCACUGUAGACGCUGUGAUCUGUGACCUGCCAUUUGGCAGGAAGUUUGGCUCCAGAAUAGACAUGGCUGCCAACUUGCCACUCAUCCUGGCAGAGAUGGAGAGAGUUCUCCGUCCUGGUGGUAUCCUGGUGCUCCUCCUGAGUCCUCAGUUGUCCUGUCUACUCAAAAAACUUCUAAUACAAUAUGAUACUGGACCAACAUCUAACCCUGAAACAAAGCCUCAGACUGGGAUGCAAAACUGCCCAUCUUCUUCCAGAUCUCCUUCUAAGAAGCAGACUUUCCAAAUCCACUCUGGGGUCAAAUCCUCACCAAGCCAAGAAACCAAGCUUCAACACAGUCUGCCUUUCACUGUGUCCUCAUUGAAGCAUCAAGCAACUUUCAGAGUCAGCUUAGGAGCAAUAGAUGGACUUAUUCAUAAAUAUGUCAAAACAGACUGUGUUUUCAGGGACGUUAUGUUGUAAGGCACUCGGUUUGAUUUUCUUUGUUGCUAACAUGUAAAAAAAAAAAAGUGGCCAUGUUUAAAUACCACUGUGUUUUAACCGCUCUGUAACAUGUUUUGGUUUGGUUACAGUUUUUUAAUUGUAAAUGAGAUUUCCAGAUAUUUAAAAUGUGUUUUUGGAAGCAGCUGAGAAAUUAUUUUUGAAAGCUUAAAGUAAAGAAAUAUUGAUUUUCCAAUCCUCCAGCAGUGCUUGACCUCUAAUUUCUAAAAUCCUGCUCGUGGCACUCAUUCCCAAGCUCACUUAUUCAUUGAUUAUGGUUAUCUUUAAAAAGCAACUCACAAAUGUUGCUCAGUAUCUCAACAUGUUCAUAAAAUUGCCAGACACUGCCUUUUUUUGCAUUACUUUUUAAUCAAACUGAUAAAUUGUGAAUUUCUUUUCAACACUUUUCAGGUUAAUAACACUGGCAUA
Messenger RNA from Neolamprologus brichardi, 2485 nucleotides. The record is from RefSeq and is a predicted model, not a curated record. Lineage: Eukaryota; Metazoa; Chordata; Actinopteri; Cichliformes; Cichlidae.